Messenger RNA from Rotaria sordida, 1293 nucleotides. NCBI's taxonomy places the organism in Eukaryota, Metazoa, Rotifera, Eurotatoria, Philodinida, Philodinidae. The record is from the annotation of a GenBank genome assembly.
AUGCAGAGUGGUCGAGUGUGUAUCGUAGGUGGCGGUGCCUCUGGUCUUGUGUGUGCACAUAUUCUUGCCUUAGAUUACAAUUUUGAACCUACUAUUUUUGAGCAAAAUGCAUUUAUCGGUGGUCAAUGGCACUAUGAUCCGGAUGCAACUGUUGGUACGUCAGCAGUUUAUCGUGACAUUCGCGUGUAUACAAAAUGGUCUGUCAUGCAAUUUACUGAUUUUCCUGAUCCUAACAGCGGAACUAAGUCACAUAUCAGUUGUACUGAAAUGGAAGAAUAUUUGAUUGCCUAUGUUAAACAAUAUCAUCUUCACAAAUAUAUCCUUCUUAAUACUAAAGUUCAGUCAAUUGAUGAAUCAUUUACGGUUACCUACGCUACGCGCCUUGAUUCCUCUCAACAAGAACAACAGCUACCUGUGCGUCCUCAUCAAAUUUUGUUGAAAAAAAGCGAUGAUUACGCAAUUUAUUCGGAGAAAUUUGAUGCGAUAUGUGUAGCCAAUGGUCACAAUUCUGAGGUGUUCAUUCCUGAAGAUAUUCCAGGUUUGCACAGUUGUGAACGAACUUUUCCAAUCUUACAUUCGAAAACAUAUCGUCGUCCAGAAGAUUUCAAAGAUCAAUGUGUAAUUGUCGUUGGUGGUAGCCAUUCAGGCAUUGAUAUUGCUGGUGAAUUGGCACCAGUAGCCAAACAAGUAGUGUUGAGCAUGAAAGAAGACAACAAAAUGUUUGACUUAGUUAUCAGUUUACUUCGUCGAGGUCAAAAACAAUUAUGUACCGAUUUUCUUACAACAACAUUUUCAUUUGCACCGGCUAUCGAACGUAUUGAUCGUGAUACAGUCUAUUUCAAAGAUAAGACUCAAAUCAAACCUGAUUGUCUCAUCCUUGCCACUGGAUAUAAAUAUAGCAUACCUUUUCUUCAGGGUAAUUUGCGUGUUGAUGGUCGAGAGAAGCAUCGCUACGUAUAUCCAUUAUAUAAACAUAUGUUUCAUGUCAAUUAUCCUAAUGGUACACUUGCUUUUAUUAAUAUUCCCUCUGGUGUUGCUGCAUUUCCAUUUGCCGAAGUGCAAUCACAUUUUAUAGCACGUGUGUUACGUGGUGAAGUUCAAUUACCGUCAAGAGAUGUGAUGAUGUCCGAAGUUGAUAAUCCAUUAUUACCACAGAAUCCAAAAUAUCAUUUUCUAAAUAUGAUUGACUAUGUUCGAACAUUGUUAGAAAUGAUGAAAGAAAGUGACAAAAACUAUAAUUAUAUAUUUACAAUUGAUGAUGAACGACGAGUUCAUAAAAUAAUCAAAGAAUAA